Messenger RNA from Chara braunii, 11773 nucleotides. NCBI's taxonomy places the organism in Eukaryota, Viridiplantae, Streptophyta, Charophyceae, Charales, Characeae. The record is from the annotation of a GenBank genome assembly.
UCGGGCACGUUGCAUGACGCGGCAGCGCUGGUUCGCACCAUUUCGCCCGAGCGGUGGUUGUAGGCUGGCUGGCGCCAUAGCUGCCGAGGUCUAGCAGGACUGCAGAGUGGCGAAGUGUGGAACAGGUCAAGAAGAUAAAAAGGAAGGCUGUCGGGACUGGCGGUGUUCAAGGAGUGUGAGAAGAGUGUUCAAGCAGCAUCCAGCGAUUCACACGUGGACAGCGAUUGUGGGGUAGUGUGAUAGCGUGAGUAGAGAAAGUAGGAGGUAGAGUAGAGUGGUCAGAUACUUGAGUGAUGUGUCUGCUCCUGACUGGUGUGCCAUCCUCUUUGGUAAUCUGCUUUCAACUUGGCUCAAUCAUGCUUGUACUUCUAUGAGUAUGUUCAUUUUGGAAACUUAGUGUUCUUAUUGCAUAUUAGAGCCACUUGUGAUCUGAAGACCAGACCUGAAAAGUGUGCUGGGAAGGCGGAGAGGAGGACGAGGGAGUUGAUAAUGAGAUUUGGCGAGAUAAUCGGAAUUUUGUGUCGUUUUUGUGGCUUACGUUUCUUCGUCUGUCAAAUUUAUCACAUGUAAAUGUUAAUUGAGAGGGGGAGGGGGGGGGUGAAGUUCAUCAUAUCCGCAAGCCACAGCGGUCAUUCUUCUUUUUUCCUGUCGGUGUNUCACAUGUAAAUGUUAAUUGAGAGGGGGAGGGGGGGGGUGAAGUUCAUCAUAUCCGCAAGCCACAGCGGUCAUUCUUCUUUUUUCCUGUCGGUGUCCUGCUCUUUUCCCCAAAUUCGUGAUGAUCUUUGUGGGAUGUCAACAUCUAACCUCCUCUGCGUCCCACUGAUCUAUUGGGAUUGCCCCUGCUACUGUUUCUCUCUCUCUGUUUCACAUGUAAAUGUUAAUUGAGAGGGGGAGGGGGGGGGUGAAGUUCAUCAUAUCCGCAAGCCACAGCGGUCAUUCUUCUUUUUUCCUGUCGGUNUUUCACAUGUAAAUGUUAAUUGAGAGGGGGAGGGGGGGGGUGAAGUUCAUCAUAUCCGCAAGCCACAGCGGUCAUUCUUCUUUUUUCCUGUCGGUUUCCUGCUCUUUUCCCCAAAUUCGUGAUGAUCUUUGUGGGAUGUCAACAUCUGACCUCCUCUGCGUCCCACUGAUCUAGUGGGAUUGCCCCUGCUACUGUUUCUCUCUCUCUGUUUCUUUUGUUGUGUGUUUGUUUGUUUGUGUGUGUGUGUGUGUGUGUGUGUGUGUGUGUGUGUGUGUGUGUGUGUGUGUGUGUGUGUGAGAGAGAGAGAGAGAGAGAGAGAGAGAGAGAGAGAGAGAGAGAGAGAGAGAGAGAGUCCGACGCCGCGCCGUUGGGCACUUUGCUGACUACUUGGGAUUUAGUAGCGCAGGGCUCUGCGGUAACGCUUGCCAGUGAAACCGUAGAAGAGGAGGAGGAGGAGGAGAGAGGAGAGAGCGGUCAUCGUAGCUAUCACACUCGUCGUUUGGGAGCGCAAUUUAUUGGUCUUUUUUUUUUUACGUUCUGCUUUGUAAGCAGUGAUUAAUCCUCUUCGUACAGAGUGAUUAAUUCACGGAAAAUUUCAUCAUGGCGUGGGGUGCAAUGAUAAAGUCAGUGUUGAAAAAUCAACGGCUGCUCACAGGCUUAUCCAGGACGAGGAGUCGAUCACCGGUCCUGUCGACCCUCGCUGGUCGGUUGACACGUGGCAGAAGCUGCAAUGGCACCGUCGAGAGUGCAGGAAGGGGAUCAUCUUGGCUAAUUACAGCUGACAGUACGGUGGCCAGAAAGACAUCACAGGUGUCCAUCUUCCCGGUCCAUGAAAGGAAUAUAAGCUCAUCGUCAUUUUCAUUCAUGGGUGUGGGAGGAGGAGUAGAGAAGGAGGUGGGGAUAAACAACCCAAACCAUAACGAGAAGAAGGAGAAUGAGAAGAAGAAGAAACUGGAGCUUCCUGUAUUUCCUUACACCCCCCAGAAGUACGCUGGGCCUCGAGCCGCGGAGGUGAUGGUUAAGCGGAAGAAGUUCCUGAAUCCUGCUCUUUUCCUCUACUACAAGAAGCCGGCAAAGUUGAGCGGAAUACAACACGACCUAAUGAAUGGCAAGAACAUCAUCAAGACGGCGAAAGUGUGCAGAAGCCUGCAGAUCAAGUUGGCAAUCUGCCAAGGACUCAAGCAAGUCCUGGGGAGUAAGACAAAUGUUUCCCCAGGACUCCUCAACAUCGACGACUAUAUCAAGAUAAAGGUUGGAGAACCGAUGGCUAUUCAAGAGGACGAAGCGAAAGCGGUGAAGGCUAUGCUCUCCCAUCUUGUGGUUGCACCUGUUGAUCGCAACCCAGGAGACGUAGUGGUAAUGUGCCCAUCUACCUAUCAAAUUGGCUUGAAGAAGAUGUUCACACUAAAUGUGGCUCAUGUACCAAUCGCAGUGCACGAAAGGGAAGUACUAAAGGAAGUCCGAGAGGCCUACCGCCAGGCAAGUCUCGAGGUUGUGGCAGCUUGGGACACAAAAGGAAAGCUAGGAAGGGCGUACAUCCUACCCAAGCAGAAAGAUCUGCUGAAGUGGAGGCCGAUCGCCCCUGCCAACUGCGAACCUACUAAGACAAGUAGUAGAAGGAUUGCCAGAGCCUUGAACGCGUUACUUGCUAGGCUCCCUUCACUUGACCACUUCAACCUCGGAGCUACAACUAUGCUGAAGGAGCAGCUGAGAAAGGCGGAACAUAAGUUCGAGAAGAAGGGCGAGCUUGCUCUGCUCAAAGCCAUGGUCUUAAAGAAAUUUGGUCCCCAGGACCCAUGCAAUUUGGUAUCGGAGCUGUAUGCUCGUUGCACUCAUAGCGCUGGCAUGAUCAAGGCCGGCGAGAAGGAGGAGUGUCGAAGAUGUGGUGAUGGAGGAUUAGUGGAAGGAGGUCAGGAGGAGAGAAGAAGGGGGAUUAGUAGUGGGAGUAGGCCGAAGAAGAAGGGGCUUACCUGGAGCGUGCUGCGCGACGAGGAGCGACAUCGAAGAAUCUGUACCUCUCGGAUGAUGCUGAAGUCAGGGAAGAUCAAGCCGGGCCCCACAAUUGAAGAACAGAAGGAAAUUGACCGCCGGCUGGCAGAUAAAAAGAAAGAAAGAGAAGACAAGAAAAGACAGAAAGAAGAACUGAAGAAGAAGUUGAAAGAAAAGAUGGAAAGAGAAUUAGAAGAAGAAAUGAAAAGUAUUCAAGACGAAGAAGAAGAAGAAGAGAAGGAUGAAGGGGAGAGUUUGCAACGACGCCGACCCACUGAUCAGCCCGAGAGUAGUCGUACCGGUGAGGUACGCCUGCCGUUGGUUCCCCUAUUGGAUUGGGCCAACCAGCACGGCUACUCCGGCGACCAACUUCAAGAAUCGGAAGAAGAAAGAGACGUGUUCAUAGCCAGGCUAGCAACUAUUGCUGAUAAAGCAGAAAGGGAUUUACUGCUGGAGGAAAAGAGAAAUGAGUUGCAUACCAAACUCUUAGCAGCAAAGAGACAAGAAUUAGAGGAGAAAAAGAGGCUGCAGGCAGAGGGUGAAAAGUUACAAACCGCGUUAGAAGCGCAGAAAGGAAAGGAAACGGCGGCAGAUGAACAACUCACCCUUCUCAUAGAGUCUCUCCUCCAGACAAGGAAGGAGAUGGCAGCAAUGAAUCGGACGCUACAGAAGGUGGAAACUCACCAAACAAAGUUUGAAAACGUCUGGAAUACCUUUCUGCACAAGUCAGCGCAAGAUGUGGACAGGCAUAUCCAAUCCUAUAUUGUAAAGCUAGAUGAGCACAUUACUACUACCUUCACACCGGAAGUAAUCGAAAAGAUCGUGAAAGGAGCCGGAGGUGGAGGAGGGGAUGGCGGCGAUGAUGGAGAUGAUGGAGACAAGAAGAAGAAAGGGGUGCAGCGUGAAGAAGGAGAUGGGGGAAAGGUAAACAAGAUUAAGUUGAAAUUGCCCUGGACCUAUAACGGUAAAAAGGAAGAGAGUGUUUUGCACUGGAUUGCAGCGAUUGAGUCAUAUUGUUAUGGACAGCGAGUCCCAUACUGGGACAGAGUGCUUAUGGCUAGUUCCUGUAUGGCGGGAGACGGAAUGAGUUUUGCGAUCUCUUUGCAGAAAGAAGCGGGAUGUGAGUCAUUAGUAGAAUAUUCUCAGAAAACUCGCCUUGAAGACUUCCUCAAAGCCGUCAGAGGACGGUUCGAGGACAAGAACUUGGCCCGUCGAACCGAAAUGUUAGUGUUAAAUCUACCUGAGAGGAAAUGGAAAAGCACUUCAGCACUCAAGUCAACCAUGGAUGAACUGUUGCAGCAAAGCACUGAGCAUGGCUUAACUCCCGCACAAAUUCUAAAUAGUUUUGCACGUGCACUCCCCGAUCAUAUUCGCUCCCAACUAUAUCCCCGAACAAAUGAAGAAGGAAUGACGUACGAGAAGUUCAGCAAGAUCGCAUUGGAUCAUGCUGGCUUCUUGACUGAGGCUAACUGCUGCCACUAUUGGAAAGAUCUGCAAGCAGGACGAAAGUGGCAAAAUCGUACCAUCUCAGGGUCAAUCCCUGGGAAGGACAGCCUCCUCCUAACCUUUGAGGGAGGAGGCAUGGAAACCAUCCCUUGGGACCAAGUGGAUUACGGUCUCGAGGAAUUCCACGAACCGGUAGCUCAGGAGGGGAGCUACGCGGCCGUUGCAGCCCGCGGGGGAGGGCGGCAAGGUAGAGGGCGCGGCCGAGGAAGAGGAGGUUGUGGCCGUGGUGGAAGAGGCUCAGGCACCCAGAGGGGUGGUGGCGAAGGUAGCCACUACGUGGGAGGAAGGGGAAACGGUCCCUUGCAAGGUGGCCGUGACUUCGUCAUACAGGCUUUUCGGAAGCCUCUCUAUGGAGACCGUUUUCUGGAGGUUUCAUAUGACUACAUCUACGGCAAGGGGCGGAUCGAGAUCUUGAUCGGUGCCACUGGCAGCAUUUUCCUCGCUGUGGAGUUGUACCUUCGGAGCGUUGCGGACGAGGAGAUGGCCAGAUGUAUGGCAUAUAUCAGCAAGAUCGAUCCUACGGCAUCCUUUGACAUCAGCUACGUGGUCCAAGAGUCGAUGGCCACUCAGGUUCUCAAUGAUGAGGAGGACCAGCGUGUACCAGAUACGGGUCAUAGAGAGGUUGAGGAGAAAAAGCAGGAGAAGGCUCAAAGAGAGCUAGACCAACUGGUUGAUGGGACCAAGGACCUAGUGAAGGAAGGGAAAGGAAAGGAAGCUGCCGGGAAAAGGAGGAAGGUGGUCUUGAGAUCCGAGGCUGAGGAGGGUGUCUCCAUAGAUGAAGUAGUAAAGAAACUAUUUGAGGAAACCGAGAUCACUCUAUCCUGGAAAGAGGCGGUAGCCUUGGUGCCAAAGUUUAGAGAAGAAUUUAAAAAGAUGGUUGAAAGGCGGGAGGUAGAAAUCAAUAGCCUAAGACUAUUCCCUCAGCAUGUGGAAAGAGCCCCGCCUGGGACCAAGAUGAGGUUUGGCAACAUGUCGUGUGGGUACUUGAAUAUCUCCGUAAACGACGUGAAGGUUAGAGCCUUAGUGGACUCUGGGGCCGAGAUGGUGCUCAUGUCCUCGGCCACGAAGAGAUCAUGUGGGCUUGGAAUAGAUAGGAAAGCCAAUCACCAACUUUCCAAUAUAGCCGGAUUUCUGCCAUUGGAAGGAUUCAUAGAUGACUUGCCCAUUCGAAUUGGAACUUUACGGGCCGAGAUCCUCUGUUUUGUGGUCCCCAACUUGGAUCAUGACUGCAUUAUCGGAGCCCCUUUCCUACAUAGAAUGGAGGCUUGUGCGUUCUUUGGUCAUGAUGGGGCGGUUUGGCUUUCGCUCCAGGAUCCUAACAAUGGUCAAGAACAGGCUUUUGUGAUAAGUGACAGACACCAUCCUCGUCAUCAGCGACAUGUUAAUUCUGUUAAGCAUGGAGAAUUCGACAAGUUGAUUGAGGAAGUACGAGCAAAGCUGAAAGAAAGUGGGAUAGUAGACGAGAAGACAACGAUUAGAGUAAUUGAUAUCGGUAAGAUGCUCAAACUCCUAGAUAAAGCGAAGGAGCUGGGCGAUAAGAGAGAGAUGGAAGGAUUCAAGGAAGUUGUGAGGGCGGCAAAAGUUGGUUAUGCACCUGUUACACUCUGGUACGGUCGGUAUGCUACUUCUCCCAUUGAGAACCUGGUUGAGACCUGGACCCGUGAGGCACAGAGAGAGUCAUACUCCACAGAGGAGUUGCUGAGACUGAGGAUCAGGCAGAUCAAGGAAGUGGAUGAGACCAUAAUCGAGGCCACAAAGAGGAUGUCAGACAGCAGGUUAUCUGACCAGACACGAUGGAACAGCAAGAGGUCAGAGGAGGUACUCGGCCCUUCAAGGGGGAAGGGACCAGUCCCAUAUCUUGGGGAUGGCUACAACCAUUUGGUGGGAGCAAACUUCAUCAUACAGGCUUUUCGAAAGCCUCUCUAUGGAGACCGUUUUCUGGAGGUUUCAUAUGACUACAUCUACGACAAGGGGCGGAUCGAGAUCUUGAUUGGUGCCACUGGCAGCAUUUCCCUCGCUGAGGAGCUAUACCUUCGGAGCGUUGCGGACGAGGAGAUGGCCAGUUGUAUGGCAUAUAUCAGCAAGAUCGAUCCUACGGUAUCCUUUGACAUCAGCUACGUGGUCCUAGAGUCGAUGGCCACUCAGAUUCUCAAUGAUGAGGAGGACCAGCGUUCAGCCGUUCUGAAUGUCGGACACCAAUGGGCCGUCCAUCUCCAGUACAUCAGGAUCCAGGACCAGUCAGAUGGCGGGCUUGCAGUUCAGCUCACCGCCUGCACUCACCAGGGAGCAGAUGGAGCUCCAAGUAGAGAGGAUCCGCUUAAGGUUAGAGAAGGAAUUAAGGAGGCUACUGAAAGAGAAGAUGAGAUCAGAAAUAGAAGUGUCAAACUUGAGGGAAGAGAGGCAGACAAAGUUGUUGUAGAGGGUUUAGAUGAUGUUGUCAUUGACGAUAACAUGCGGAUCCUCAAGGCACGUCUCCUGUCCAUGCAUGCAUACAUGGAUAGCAAAUUGGACGAUGUCCAGGACACCCUAGACCAGAUCUUGAACGCCAUGCACAUACCAAGUUUCAGGCCAGCAGUUCUGCCAUCGCUGUCAUUUUCGGCAAUGACAGGUCCGUAUCCGCCUCAGUCUGGUACCAUACCAAGCGGUACAUCAGCAGCGGCAGGACAAACUGUUGCUUCUACUUCUUCUGGUCCAGAGGCUGGAGCUACACCAGAGCCGCCAACUGCCCCAGCAGCAGGACAGCAACAACCUUGGUACCCCAAGACCCCAUCGAAACCACCCUCAACCUUCUCAGGGGAUAAGAAGGAUGAGGCUCUUGACACUUGGUUGAGAACGGUGCCAGUGUGGGUGAGGGCGAAGAGGACGUUGGUAGAGGAGGAAGUGAUAAUUGUCGCAUCCUAUUUGGAGGGUUCGACAACUCGACAAGCGCCGGGAAGCAAGAUUGCGCGAUGGUUGUCGCCUCCCGUCUACUCUAGUGGUCCGGAAAUGCCUAUAGAGGUAAGGGAUGGGGUAUCUGUUGUUCUUCCGGAAGAAGGGACGUGGACCGACCUAGAACCGGCCUAUGAAACCAUGAUGCUGGACGAGAAGGACGCGUUCCUCUGGAUAGAGACAAUCUGGACUAAGGUCAGCCUGACGAGACUUUCACCUAGCUUGAUGAACCUAGAAUUCCAGGGAACAGUGGAAGCUCGAGGAUGGGUCUACCUAUCACAGGAAUUGGAAAAUGCAAUGGUAGUGGGACUAGUAUUGGGCACGACACCGGAUCAGUUGUUUAGGCAAGCGGAACAGGAAGUGGUAUGGGCAGCAUGUCAACGGGAAGAAAUGGAGAUGGAAAGGAUGGAGGUGCGAGUAGAACUCGCGGACCGGAAAAAUAUGAGACGUCCCCUUAGGACGAUGAGUGGAGAGCAGAAGUACGAAGUGCUGCGCAUCCUGCGUGCUGUGUUUAGCACCAGGCCAAGGGCUCCGGUCAUGGGAGACGCAAAGAAGAAACUCACGUUCAACGGGGCAAACAUUACGGAGUUUCUGAUAGACUAUGAGAACCUAGCAGCCUUACUGAAAUGGACGGAAGAGGAAAAGAUGGAGCACCUAGGGCAGCACGUGUCGCUAAGCUUGGGAAGGGACAUUAUGGCCAUCGUCGCCUCCAAUGGAUUCUGGAAAGAAACUAGGAAUGAGAUGAUGAGGAAAUAUCUGAAGGCAGAAAAAAUGGCAACAGAGGCCGAAUUAGUCGCAGUCCAGAGGAAAAACUAUGCGACUUACGACGAUUUCCUAAGGGCAUUUACGUUAGUGGCGUUGCGAAUUCCCGGGGUAACGGACCGCAUAAUGAGUAAAUACUUCCUCAGGCAGUUCUCUGAGUUUGACAAGGAUAAGAUUCUGUCAGCAUACCAGCAGACCAGUAAGUUCGAGUACACGAGAGAUGUGGACUUCAGCACCGUAACAGACCUUGCGGAAAAGACAGUGGUCACCGAGACACUAGCCCUGCUUAAGGAAGGGGAGGUCAUAGAUCUGACCCGGAAGACAGGGGAUAAGGUCAAGAAGGGGAUAGAGAGCCUGCACGAACGGGUGCACGGGGUUGACAACAAGAUGGAUAAAAUGGAAAAUGCGUUGUUAGUAAUGCAGGUGCAAGUGUCCAGACCCGCCCUCCCGCCCCAAGAGGCCGUGGUUCCGGCAGCUGUAGCAAACCGGGGGUUUGGCAGGAGGGACCCGGCCAACGAACAAUGCAAGUAUUGCACCAUGACGGGCAUUUCGUACGGGCUUGUCCGAGGCUUAAUCACGAUAUUGAGCGGCAGAGAGGUAGAGGAGGCCCCAGAACUGCAAGAGCAGGACACGAAGGAGGCCGAGGCGCCGCAAGGAGUCUCCAACCUCCAAAGCAUUCCAGGGGGCCUGGGAGAGUUGGAGAAAACCUUUGCGGACAUCCGCCUAAGCCUACCGGAUCGUGAAGGUGGCGAAGUCAUGAGGGCGCCACCCGGGACAAAGCUUAGUUUUCAUGCAUUACCAGUUGGGAAACUUAAAGUUCAAAUCGGAACUCACCACACUGACGUGUUAGUGGACGGCAGAGCAGAAAUCACCCUCAUACGACGGGAUUUCGCAAUGGUCACGGGGUGCACGGUAAACAAGGAAGUAGCAGGGAGUAUCCGGGGAGCAGGUGGCGAAAUUCCUUUCACAGGGUAUGUCACCAAAUGUGCAGUCAGGGCGGGAAUCCGGGAAUCCAUCUGGUCCUUUCAGCGGAUGACCGUGAUGGAAGAAAUGGAUCACGACAUAAUCCUCAGGAGACCGUGGUGCGCCAAUGUGGAAAUGAUAGGAAUGCAUAUGCACGACGACACAUACAUGGUAGACAUAGAGAACCCGGUGACCGGCCGCGGGGAACGCCUCCGACUUCUUGGGACCGGAGGAGACCCUCCGAAGGGCAAAUUGGCAACCUGGUCUCCAACAUUCGGAGAAAGUGAGCGGAAGGGGGCGUUCGCACGAAUGGAAGGGCUUCGAAAUAGGGCAGAUGGGCUGAGCAGGGUAUGCAUCACGCUAGAAGGAGUAGAGGAUGCGGAACCAAUUGACGCCUUCCUGGAGUACGAAGGAGGGACCCUUGUUGUGGAUAAUGAGAUGGCAGAUCCAGUAAUCACAACAGUGGUUGCAGAACUCAGGGAAGGACCAGUCACCACGGUCAGGCGCAAAGAGAAAAAGGACUCGUGGGGAGCAGAAGUAGGGGCCAGAGAGGAACUGAUGGCAAUGACCAUGGAGGGGGGACGGGACGCCGUGAUGACGUUGGCCGAAGCCUGGGCGCAGAAGGAGUGUCAGUAUCUAGUCAACCUCACUCGGGAGGAGCAGGGUACGGAUCAGAAGGAACAAGAGUUCUUCCUCAUACAGAUGUACGAGGGCGUCUUCAAAGAAAUCGGUCUGCUACUUGUAGGGAACAAACAACCGACGGAAGUCAGUCUCAAGGCAAGGGAGGAAGUCGAAAAGUAUGUCCUAAGAAAUGGCCACCUGUUCAAGAAAGAGGAAGGGAUGAUACCUAGGCGUGUCGUUUGUGGGAGGUCUAGGCAGCUGGACGUAAUCCAGGCAAUGCAUGACGGGCUAGGUGGAGGUCACCGGUUGUCCAAGGGGACACUUGCAAAGAUCGUGCCCCUGUACUUUUGGCCAGGGAUGGCAGGCAUGGUCGCAACGUAUUGUCAAACGUGUCUGAUAUGUCAAGAAAGGAGCGCCGUACGAGUUUACGAGCCCCUUAGACCCACCCGGGUACUGGGGACCGGACACCUUGUUCACCUCGACCUUGCCGUUAUGCCCGUAUCAACGGAUGGGUUUAGAUACAUCUUGGAUGCAAGGGAUAAUCUUAGUGGCUAUGUAGAAGCCAUAGCCCUCAAGAAGAAGACGGGGAAAGCGGUGGCCGACUGGGUGGAAGAUUUCUACCUAAGGCACCCCUUCGUGCGCAGGUAUAUAGCAGACGAUGGGACAGAAUUCGUUAACCAGGAAGUGUUGAACAAGCUUAAGACACUGUGUGUACCGAUCAAGAUCAUCGAGCCCUACCAUCCUGAGGCAAAUGCACCAGUAGAAAGGGGUCAUCGGACUUUGAAUAACACAAUCGCAAAAUUGUCAGCAGAUAAUUUGGGAAGUUGGCCACGGUUUCUCAAGCAGGCAGUCUUCGCCGAGAACAUGACUCCAAAAAGAACAACGGGAUGUAUUCCAGCAGAACUCUGGUAUGGAAGGGAGAUCGAUUUUCCGAUAGAAGCUUUGGUCCCUACCUGGAACAGGCUAGAUGACGAUCCACACUUGAGCACGGAAGAGUUAAUCACCGCACGUUGUCAGCAGGUCGCCAGGAAUGAGGAGGCACUCGAGGAAGUAGUCAAUCGUGUGACGGACAGCCGAGUGAGGGAUAAAGCAAGAUGGGACCAGGUUAAGAACAUUCGGAAGGAGCCACUUCAGGUGGGGGAAAAGGUGCUAGUUAGGAACUCGGCUCUUGAAAGCACAUGGCCGGAAGAGGGACAAUCGUCAAGGCAAGCUGGAGAGUCAAGCUCCAGGAAAAGGAAGUUGUAUGUGGGGUUCGAUCACAACCUAGUUGUGAACAGGGGGGGUAGAAACCAAGGAACCAGAGGGUCGUCACCACUAAAGGAAGGGGAGCCAAUAGAGCUGCCUUCAGACAGUGAUCCUAGUAGUAAGGAAGAGGGGAACCCAGAGGAAGGACAACGGCCGGGAGAGAGUGAGCCCGUUGAGGUCAUUGACCUCACCAGCGACGAGGAGGAAGAUGAGGUAACAACGCCCAUAAGGGAAGAUCGGGGAAGAGAGAAGGAUCCAGGGGAAGAAAAGGACCCAUGGAAAAGAGAAUUCGGGCCAACUUUUAGCGAUUGGUUCGAUCAAUGGGCCAGUAUUUUGCGUUAUCAGUGGGCUAUGAAGGGCAAGGAAAAGUUGAACAGGGGAGAAGACGUAUCCCCAACAACCUUCUUUUCAGAAGAAACGCUUCGUCAUCUGCAGACGAUAAAGAGGCUAAUGGAGCAAGAGAUGGAGGACUGGGCAAGGAGGGAGGCUCGACGCAGGGCACCGGGACAGUAAAAGGGGACAGCAGGCAUGAUGGGAAUAGCUGGGAAUCGGGGAAGGGUUGGUAACCGGGCAGCAAGAACUGUCAUCUUUCCUUUUGCGCAUUUGAACUUCUUUCCGAAUGAACUAUGAUGGGACAGUUGCUAAGCUCGAAGCGGCUAAGGACUGGGUAACGAAUGCUACUUCAUAUAAGUCGUUGCUUCUUCGGAAAUGGGCACGAGAGUUUUUUGCACUUAGAAUAAAACUGUGGAUCGCUGGGAUGGCUAAGGGAAAGUAAGGGAAAAACAAAGGGAACUAGAUGAG